Molecule: messenger RNA, 1699 nt
Organism: Alnus glutinosa
Lineage: Eukaryota; Viridiplantae; Streptophyta; Magnoliopsida; Fagales; Betulaceae
Product: transcription factor TGA1-like
Exons: 9
Coding region: 333-1400 (355 amino acids)
Biological process (GO): regulation of DNA-templated transcription; DNA-templated transcription
Molecular function (GO): DNA-binding transcription factor activity; sequence-specific DNA binding
Source: RefSeq, a predicted model, not a curated record
CAAAUCUUUGACUCUCUGUAGCUCACGAUGACACAGAAUGACAAAUACAACCAUACAUUUAAAAGAAAAAGAAUUAAUCAAUAAUUGCAAUAGUUUUAUAUAGUAAUGGUUAAUUUCUUAAUCAAACAGUGUUACAUAUAGAAAUCGAAAUUAAAAAAUGGAUUCAGAGGUCGCUUUUAAGCUGUCGUUGUUCCCAUUCGAUUCUGCUGGGGGAUGAUGGGACUUUAGGGUUUCGAUUGGGGAAGAGGAGGUUUUGGCUUGGUUUUGGACCUCGCAGAGCUGAGAUUUGAGCGGGAAAAAUAUUAAGUUGGAUUUCAUCAAGUCCACAGAGCAUGAACUCUCCAUCAGCCCAUUUUGUCCCCGCAAGAAGGAUAGGAGUCUAUGACCCUAUCCACCAGAUUAACAUGUGGGGAGAAAACUUUAAAAGCAAUAGUAAUCUAAAUACAUCCGCAUCCUUGAUUGUGGAAGAAGUGAAACUUGAUGAUCAGUCAGAAGAUGCUUCACAUGGAACAGUGGGACCUUCUGACCAAUAUGACCAAGAAGCAACUAAACCUACUGAUAAGGCACAAAGACGUCUUGCCCAAAACCGGGAGGCUGCUCGUAAAAGCCGUUUGCGGAAAAAGGCCUAUGUUCAGCAGUUGGAAACAAGUCGUUUGAAGCUGAUUCAAAUAGAGCAAGAGCUUGAGCGUGCCCGGCAGCAGGGCUUAUACAUAGGUGGUGGGUUAGAUGCUAGUCAUAUGGGGUUCUCCGCAACUGUAAACUCAGGGGUUACUACAUUUGAGAUGGAGUAUGGACACUGGGUGGAAGAACAAAAUAGACAGAUCCGUGAUCUGAGGAGUUCUUUGAAUGCACAUAUAGGGGAUACAGAACUUCAAAUGCUGGUAAAUGAAGGCUUGUCGCACUAUUAUCAACUUUUCUGCAUCAAAGCAACCGCGGCAAAAGCUGACGUCUUCUAUGUGAUGUCUGGCAUGUGGAAAACAUCAGCUGAGCGUUUUUUCUUGUGGAUUGGAGGGCUUCGCCCUUCAGAACUUCUCAAGGUGCUUGCGUCUCAUAUUGGCCCCUUGACAGAACAACAACUCAUUGAGUUUCAUAGUCUUAGACAAUCAUGUAUGCAAGCUGAGGAUGCUCUUACGCAAGGUAUGGAUAAACUCCAGGCAAUUCUAGCCGAGAUUGUAGCAGAAACUUACCUUCCGCAGAUGGGUACUGCCGUGGAGAAGUUGGAAGGUCUAGUGUGCUUUGUGAUUGAGGCUGACCAUAUUCGGGAGGAAACCCUGCGUCAGAUGGAGCGCAUCCUGACUACCCGCCAGGCAGCUCGAGGUCUGCUUGCUUUGGGAGAAUACUUCCAACGCCUACGAGCUUUGAGCUCAGUUUGGGCUACUCGUCCUCGUGAGCCUGCUUAGUGUUACCAUGUAAGAGGGUACAAGCUCAAAAUUUAAAUGAGGUUUUCACAAGUCACAACCAGCGUCAUGCCUCAGCCACCAGAGGGGCCUUUAGUAAUGCUGUUAUGAAGAUAUAUAGACGCGAUCCAAUUUGCUGACAUUUUUCAGUCAGCCUCCAGCCCCUGAGAAGUUGUAUAUACUAUUAGCCAUUUUAUCUUAGAGGAAAUUUGUAGUUAAGGUUAUUUUUAGUGCUUGUACAUUAUCUUGUCUUAAAAGUUCAUAUAUUUCAGAUUUAAAUUUUAAGUUUACAGUUGGAACUA